Mugil cephalus (flathead mullet) is the source of this 1645-nucleotide messenger RNA. RefSeq names its product PR domain zinc finger protein 12-like. Bases 250 to 1470 code for a protein of 406 amino acids. NCBI's taxonomy places the organism in Eukaryota, Metazoa, Chordata, Actinopteri, Mugiliformes, Mugilidae. The transcript is spliced from 6 exons. Gene Ontology annotation, cellular component: nucleus. The record is from RefSeq and is a predicted model, not a curated record. Gene Ontology annotation, molecular function: histone methyltransferase binding. Gene Ontology annotation, biological process: neurogenesis.
CUCCCUCAGGGCUCAGCUCCUCUCCUCCUCCUCCGUGAUUCACUCAGACCUGAAACCUGCAGCUCGUCUCUGGUUCCGUCAAACAUCUGGAGACUUUAAAAACUUUUCGUUUUACUCCCGCGGACGCGACUCCUCUGACUCCUCUGACUCCUCCUGCUCCGGCCCCGGUUCCGCGGACCCCUCGGACCCCUCGGACCCCUCGGACCCCUCGGACCCCUUUGGACCCGUCCGGCCCCGGUUCCCGGGACCAUGGGCUCCGUGCUGCCCGGCUCGUCUCUGGGCCUGAAGCCGUCCUUCAAGCCUCUGUCCCUGGCGGACAUCAUCACCUCCGACAUCCUGCACAGCUUCCUGUACGGCCGCUGGAGGCACGUGCUGGGCGAGCACCAGCAUCACCUGCAGCACGAGGACCGCACCGGCCCGAGCGCGAGCCCCAAGACCGCGUUCACCGCCGAGGUGCUCGCGCAGUCCUUCUCCGGAGAGGUGCAGAAGUUGUCAAGUCUGGUUCUUCCCAGUGAAGUGAUCAUCGCUCAAAGCUCCGUCCCCGGUGAGGGUCUCGGGAUCUUCUCCAAGACCUGGAUCAAGGCCGGAACAGAGAUGGGUCCGUUCACCGGCCGCCUCAUCUCCCCCGAACACAUCGACCUGUACAAGAACAACAACCUCAUGUGGGAGGUGUUUAACGAGGACGGGACGGUCCGGUACUUCAUCGACGCCAGCCAGGAGGACCAGAGGAGCUGGAUGACCUACAUCAAGUGCGCCAGGAACGAGCAGGAGCAGAACCUGGAGGUGGUCCAGAUCGGCAGCAGCAUCUUCUACAAGGCCGUGGAGACCAUCCCUCCUGACCAGGAACUCCUCGUCUGGUACGGAAACUCCCACAACACGUUCCUGGGAAUCCCUGGGAUUCCUGGAGGAGACGAGGAGCAGAGCAAGAAAACCAAGACGGAUGACUUCCACACCUGUGAAGGCUCCUCCUCCUCCUCCUCCUCCUCCUCUUCCUCCUCCUCCUCCUCUUCCUCCUCCUCCUCCUCCUCCUCCUCCAGUCUGGGUCGCAUGCGUUGCGUCAUCUGCCACCGCGGCUUCAACUCGCGCAGCAACCUGCGCUCGCACAUGCGGAUCCACACGCUGGACAAGCCGUUCGUGUGUCGGUUCUGUAACCGGCGCUUCAGCCAGUCGUCCACGCUGAGGAACCACGUCCGGCUGCACACGGGCGAGCGUCCCUACAAAUGCCACGUGUGCCAGUCCGCCUACUCCCAGCUGGCCGGGCUCCGGGCGCACCAGAAGAGCGCCCGGCACCGGCCCAGCGGGGACGCCGGCGCCCCGGGGGGGGGCGUGGUGGUGGUGGGCGGAGCAGGAGGAGGAGUCGGGGUCGGGGGAGGCGUGCACUCGCCUCCUCCGUCUCACCCCCCGCCACAGCUGACCACCGUACCCCACCCAGCGUCCCUGGUCCACCACAUCCCCACCAUGGUGCUGUGAUGUGGGACCGGUCUCACCCGUCCUCACCCGGUCUCACCCGGUCUCACCCGGUCUCACCCGUCCUCACCCAUCCUCACCCGGUCUCACCUGGUCUCACCCAGUCUCACCCAGUCUCACCUGGUCUCACCCAGUCUCCCCUGGUCUCACCUGGUCUCACCCGUCCUCACCCGGUCUC